AAAUAACAACUUCGCCUAUUGUGACAUCAACUCAAGAAAUAACAACUUCACCUAUUGUGACGGACACAACAUCAAUUCAACCUCAAGAAACAACAACUUCGCCUACUGUGACAAACGCAACAACAACUUCUAUUGGGGCAGAAGGAACGCCUGCUAGUUUUUAA
Messenger RNA from Acaulospora morrowiae, 164 nucleotides. Lineage: Eukaryota; Fungi; Glomeromycota; Glomeromycetes; Diversisporales; Acaulosporaceae. The record is from the annotation of a GenBank genome assembly.